AAUUGUCAAAAAUCUGUCAAAACUAAAUGUUUUCGUAAACAAUUGGUUAUAUAUAAAUGGUUUUUCUUUAAUUUAUACUGUAACAAGAUGAGCAAAAUGAAUGUAUUUUCAAUAACUGAUAUCCCCGAGUUCUCCAAGAAGGAGCGUAUAGUAGUAGUGGGUGUAAUAGGGAAGUCGCCGUAUCGCUACCCAAACAAAACAACCCCACUUUUACCCUCGGUACAGUCUGAUGAAAAUGGAAUCGAAUGUCACUGGGACGAGCGUCGAGGCAUUCUCUACCUCCAUGCUAUCACAUACCUCGACACAAACCGCCUGACAGCUCUAGCAGCCACUUUAGAUGAGGACUCAAAGAGUAUGGACAAGGAUGCGGAUGCAGCCAACUGGCUGGUGGCGUCAGGGGAGCUGGCCGCGGACUCCUGCAGGGCUAUAGCUCUGCUGUUCCACUUGUGUCAUAUUGUGGUGCUGUCAUCACCAACACCGGUGUUUGAUCUUGGAUAUUUACAGCUGUUUAAGGCUAUUGAUGCUUGUAGGACAGAGCAAAUAGCUCGCAGUACAGCAGCUCUUGUGAGCAUAAAUGCAACGGGUGCGUGGGAAACUCAUGGCCGUACCUGCUGUCCUCGCCUUCUGUUCCACUUCCGCAGAGCUCCCACACCACUGAAAAAGAACCCUGCAGCUCUCAAGAGGCUUGAACAUUCAGUGGAGGAUCAACUGUACUUUAUUUUAAGGAAGUCUAGAAUUAUAACUAAUGUUUGUGCCAAAUCCCUAUUCGCUAUACCAAAAAACGAAGAGUUUGUGUACAUAAGUGGUGACGAGGAGAGCUCGGGCGCGCGCGAGGUGAGCGCGCUGGUGCGGGGGCUGGCGGCGCGCUGCUCCGCCACCUCUGACGUCAUCACGCCGCGGCCCAGCUUCAAGCAGUUCCUGCAGACGCAUAUAGACCUGGCGUUUGGAGAGGGGUUCGAUGAUAACGUCGGGAAGUAUGCUAUGACUACGUCGUUCUUUGAGUUACCUAGCGCGUCGUCCUGGCGCGAGGCGGCGCGUGCUCUCACGCCGGUGUACCUGGAGCCACUGCCGCGCGGUGAGGACGACCCCCCCUCCGGCGCCCUCUACGAUGCUCUAGCGACCGACGUCAGGUUCUCACAGGCCAGGUGUGCUAAGGUGCUGCCCAUAGCCCAGGCAUCUUACGCUGAAGGUCUUCCUGCACAUUACUCCAGUCAGCAUCAUGCACAUAAGGUGAGCGUGGCCCUGGGCGUGUUGUCGAGCAUGGCGCGGGGCCCGCUGGCGCGCGGCGCCCGCGCCCGCCUGCGCGCCGCCUGCGCCGCCAUCUGGCGCACGCGCAGCCUGUGCGAGGCGCUCUCGCUCACCGGACACGUCUGCAUCGAGCCCGAACAUGACAGCAGUAAAGAGCACUCGUCGGGCGUCCGCUACAUUUCCGCGUGUAACUGCGGGCGCUGCAAGUGCUCUCGCGAGGACCCGUACACGCUGCGCCGCGCCAACCACACCUUCUACGUCAUGGCGGCCGAGGAGUGCGGCGUCUGCCCCACGCUGCAGACUAUCGAGUUCCCCGUGUUCCAGCCGUCUACGCCCACUUAUAGAGCGGCAUCGUUAAAAGGUGGCCCGGAGGAGGCGUCCGAGGCGUCAGUAGCGCGCGAGUCGCCGGCGGGGUCGGCCGCGUCCGGCGCCUCGCCCUCCGACGCCAACUGGUCCGCGCCCGACGCGCUGUCGCCCGGCUCCGCCAGGGACGACGACGACGAUGAUGACAAAUCACACACUUCGGACAGAUACGUCGUGCCCGUGAGGGGAGAGACUACUAGCGUAUCAAACCCUGAGAAGGUGAUGAGCCGCCAACCCUCCACGACGGAGUACCUGCCGGGCAUGCUGCACACGGGCAGCCCGGCCGGCCUGCUGCCCGCCUUCUCCAGCUGGUCGCUGGUGUGUCUGGGCGCGUCCUCGCUGUACUCGCACUCGCUGGGCCUGCCCGAGCACCUGCAGCCCGGCUUCCUGCCGCACACCAACUAUCUACUGCCCUGGGACUGUGCUGUCAGACUGGAGUCAGUGAACGCGUGGCGCACGCCGGCGUCGUCGCGCGGCCGCGGCAAGGCCACGCCGCACCAUCACCUCACCGUCAAGAUCUUCAUCGGCUUCGAGUACGAGUGCCCCAGGGGACACAGGUUCAUGAUGUCGUCCCCGGACACGGUGGUGUCGGGCGGCGGCGGCGGCGUGUCGCGCGAGGCGGGCGCGCUGGGCGGGCGGCUGGCGGCGGCCGACAUGCCGCUGAGCGCGGCCUGCGUGUGUCGCGCGCAGCCCGCGCCGCGCGCCGCCGCGCUCGCGCGCGUGCACGUCGUCACGCCCAAGGCGCCCGUGCACGUCACGCUCGACCCCAAGGUCCAACCAAUAGCAGGGGGUCCUAUCUUCAUCCCGCAGCCGGUGGGCUCGCCCCCCAUCAAGCUAUCAGCCUCCGCGUACUGGGUGCUGCGCCUGCCCUACAUGUACAGCGACGAGCGCGGCUGCCUGCCGCGGCCGCGCGCCGGACAGCCGCACCCGCCCGGCACGCUUAUAGCGCCGCUGUUCGGGCUGCAGGACUAAACGACUUGAUAACGGUUUCAUGGAUACCCUAAAGCUUGACUAAGAAGCUACAGGAUCAAGUGGUCUACAGUUGAGGCGAGGAUGACGACUGGGUAUAAAAGAAAAGUCUAUUUAGUAACUCAGUUAGAUAAUUGAAAAAUAUUAGACACGUAUUUUUUGAAAAUUGACAAUAAUAAACUGUCUCAAAGUUCCGGAGAGGGGCUUGUGACGUAACGAUUUCGUAAAAUUAAACACAAUUGUAACAAAGUUUCAUUUAGUGCAAUUUGAUCAAUAUUUGUUUGUGGGAUAAAUUAAAAAAUAGGUAUCCGUUGUUAUAUAUUAAACUACAAGACACUGAAGAAUUGUCGUCAUCCCUAUUAAGAGUAUAGUCUUGUGGCAAGAGAAAGAAAUGUUGAAGAAUAUUAAACGCUCGUUUGGAAACAGCCGCCAAUUGUAAGCAGGGUCACUGAACAUGGAAGGUUGGUUUUGUAAAUAUGGAGUAACAAUAAAGUCGGCGAGAAUAUACCUUUAUGUAAGUUUAUAGUGCGAUAAUGCACUAACACUAUUUGAAAGAGAAAGUCCUGAUUCAAAGAGAAGCCAAAUGUAUAGUGUGAGAGUGUCUUAAUGUCAGACCAUAAUUUGUUGUUAAUCCUUUAUGUUUUAGGGUAUUAUUAAUUUGUAAAGAAUUCAAUUUACUUUGUGUUUUUGCUUUACAAAAUGUAUCUUGUGCAAGCUAUCAAAUUCUAAUAUAUUUAUUUGUACAACUAAGUUACAUGGUAACAAGUUUUGAUUAUAAGUUGUCUGACUUCAAAAAUCUAUUAAAACCGAGACCUUAUGAAAAUGAAGUUUAGAACAGGAGAAAAUUUUCAGUAUGUAAAGUUUUACGCAUUGUAAAGUGCUUUAUAAGUCACGAAGACUGGUCUUCAUUAUUUACUUAUCAAAACAAGCAUGUAAACAAUUGUAUGAAUUGUUAUUAUAGAGAAAAUACAUCGUAUGUAUACUGCCAAAUAAAUAAGAAAUGCACUUUAUUUCCAUAUCAAUACAAUUCAAUUUAGCAUGAAAAUGCAUGUUUAUGAAAAGUGGCAUUGUUUAAAAGCUUAAUAUAUUAAAAAAGAAAUAAAUUAAAUAAAUUAAAAAAGAAGAA
Molecule: messenger RNA, 3706 nt
Organism: Trichoplusia ni (cabbage looper)
Lineage: Eukaryota; Metazoa; Arthropoda; Insecta; Lepidoptera; Noctuidae
Product: protein SMG8
Exons: 13
Coding region: 88-2583 (831 amino acids)
Biological process (GO): nuclear-transcribed mRNA catabolic process, nonsense-mediated decay
Source: RefSeq, a predicted model, not a curated record